CAUUCGCAUUCCUCGGAGUUGAAUUCGCUGGGAGUCUCUCGGACAUGCGACGCAUCCAUCCAUCUACCGUGCGUCACCGUCUGCGGGUGUCCAGGUUAACAGACUAAUUGGUGGAUUUUGCUUGUUCUUGAGGGUGUUUCUUCUCGUUGGCUUUGGUUUUUGAGGACGUCUGUUUGCGCGGAGAGACUUGAGAGAUCUGUAUUGAAGUAAGUGUCGCUGGCUGGCUGGGAGUUGCCGUCUCGGAGAUAUGCGAAAGGAUGCUUGGAAGCAGUGAGGGCUACAGCAGGUAACCGAUAAGAUGGCAGCCAGGGAAGCGACUGGGCACAGCUACCUGGUGGCUUGCUGGCAGCCCAUCCUGAUCCUGAUGCUGGGCUCUGUGCUGUCCCCAGCCUCCUCCACCGGAUGCCCAUCCCGCUGCGAGUGCAACCUCCAGGAACGCUCCGUAAUGUGCCACCGCAAAAAGCUCAUGACCGUCCCAGAGGGCAUCCCCGCGGAAACCAAACUCCUGGAUUUGAGCAAGAACCGGAUUCGAACCAUCAACCCGGAUGAAUUCGCCAACUUCCCCAACCUCGAGCAACUGGAGCUGAGCGAGAAUACCAUUUCCACCAUCGAGCCCGGGGCUUUUAACAACUUGUAUGGUUUACGGACAUUGGGGCUUCGUAGCAACAAGCUGAAGCUAAUUCAACUUGGCGUAUUCACUGGUCUAAGUAAUCUUACCCAACUGGACAUAAGCGAGAAUAAAAUUGUGAUCCUAUUGGAUUACAUGUUUCAGGAUUUGUACAACCUACGUUCCUUGGAAGUUGGGGAUAAUGACCUGGUCUUUAUUUCCCAUCGGGCGUUCCACGGUCUAAGCAGCUUGGAGCAUCUGAGCCUGGAAAAGUGCAACCUAUCCUCCGUACCUACCGAGGCAUUCACUCACCUUCACAGUUUGAUAACCCUUCGCUUGCGUCACCUAAACAUCAACAUUAUCCGGGAUUAUUCCUUCAAGCGGCUAUAUCGACUUAAAGUUUUGGAAAUAGCCAACUGGCCUUAUUUGGAUACGAUGACUCCGAAUUGUCUGUACGGAUUAAACCUCACUUCUUUGACCAUCGCAAAUGCAAAUCUGACCACUAUUCCCUACGUGGCAUUGCGUCACUUGGUCUACUUGCGUUUCCUCAACCUGUCUUACAACCCGAUCCACACCAUUGAAGGAAAUAAACUCCAUGAUCUUCUUCGCUUGCAGGAGUUACAUUUGGUUGGAGGUAGACUGGCGAUGAUUGAACCCUAUUCUUUCCGUGGGUUGAACUACCUGAAGAUUUUAAAUGUGUCCGGGAAUUCACUUACCACUUUGGAGGAGUCAGCAUUCCAUUCGGUCGGGAAUCUUGAGACUUUAGCCUUGUAUGACAACCCGCUAGCUUGCGAUUGCCGGCUGCUUUGGGUGUUCCGUCGUCGCUGGAGACUUAAUUUCAACCGGCAACAACCUACCUGCGCCUCUCCCGAAUUCGUCCAAGGAAAAGAGUUCAAGGACUUCCCAGAUGUCCUGCAGCCGAACUACUUUACAUGUCGCAAGUCCAGAAUUCGGGAUCGCAAACCGCAGCAGAAGUUUGUCGACGAGGGGGCUAUUGUCCACUUUUCUUGUCAGGCCGAUGGAGACCCAGCUCCGGUGAUCAUGUGGUUGUCCCCUCAGAAAAAAUUCAUCACAACCAAAACCAUCGGACGGAUUUCAGUGUUACCAGAUGGUACUCUUGAGGUACGCUAUGCUCAAAUCCAGGACAACGGUACUUAUGUGUGCAUAGCUAGCAACGCAGGCGGGAACGAUACAUCUCUCGCCCACUUGCACAUUCACAGCUACUCCCCCGACUGGCCACAUCAACCCAACAAAACUUUCGCAUUUAUCUCCAACCAACCAGCAGACACCGGAGCAAACGAAACCCGACCAAACGUCCCCUUCCCUUUCGACAUAAAGACGUUGAUUAUCGCGACUACCAUGGGGUUCAUAUCGUUCCUCGGCGUGGUCUUGUUUUGCCUGGUGUUGCUGUUUCUCUGGAGCAGGGGUAAAGGUAACACGAAGCACAAUAUCGAGAUCGAAUACGUCCCGCGGAAAUCGGACGCUGGGAUGAGCAGCACUACGGUGGAUGCUCCUCGGAAGUUUAACAUGAAAAUGAUCUAAAACUGGAAUAUAAUCGUUUUGGACUUGUCGUAUAAGAAAAAGAGGAAGGCAAGACUCUAUCCUUUCUCUUACAAACCUGUGGAUCCUGGUCUGUUAACAUAAGAAGUAACUUUUUUCUCCUGACUGAAUCACGAUAGAGAGGACUACAUUUCUAAAGCAAGAGGGACCGAUGGUGCGUUCGGUGUUUCAGAGCACAAUUUGUUUUUCACAGCCCAUAAUUACAUCAAAUCAGCUAGAAUCCG
Molecule: messenger RNA, 2391 nt
Organism: Periophthalmus magnuspinnatus
Lineage: Eukaryota; Metazoa; Chordata; Actinopteri; Gobiiformes; Gobiidae
Product: leucine-rich repeat and immunoglobulin-like domain-containing nogo receptor-interacting protein 1
Exons: 2
Coding region: 299-2149 (616 amino acids)
Molecular function (GO): protein binding
Source: RefSeq, a predicted model, not a curated record